AUCAGAUUUUCGGUUGGUGGUACAUCCAUGAGGAAAUAUGACGCGUUACUUGUAUCCAUGGCAACCAAGACUGUAACUGCGACCACUACUGGCUCGAGCGUCUUUUUAUUACAAAUGUUAAGUCUUCCUUUUUGGAUGGACUAAUAACAAGGCAUAUUUUCAAGAUCAACGCAUUGUGUGCCUAUGUAUGAUAAUGGAGGAGGGAUGACUCAAACAAGUUUAAAAAUGUCCAAGCAGGUCAAAAAAGACAGCCGAGGAGACCGGCAAGCCUUGAAAUCCACAGGAAUCCACAGCGGGACAUCGUGUAAUCUGAGGAGGCUUCAGGCCCUGCUUGCCAAAAGCAGCCCCAAACAAGAGGUGUUGGGUCAAAGCAAAGCAGGCGGCAGCAGAUUCCACAGCCCGCACCCUCCCAAAGACAGCUAUGGGGAAGCCUCCGAGCUGGAAAAAUUCAGCAUGACAUAUGGAGAGCUGAUAUGUUUUAACAGCCACCCGUUCCAGAAGGCUUUUGCAAACAUCCUCACCUUACUGGUCAACAAUCGCCUCUGCAGUGAUUGGAUGAAUCUGGCACCGCUCGAUUGGGCCCUCAGAGUGCUGCUGUGCCUGCGUUUGCUCAUCAGGGACCCUCAUUAUCAGAAAAUGUUCCAUCGUCUCCAAGGCGUCCAGUCACUUGCCAGGUAUAUGAAGUACGUUGCUGACGUGUGCUUUAAAUGUGGUCAAUCGGCACUGGCUGCACAAUCUUUGGUCACUAUGACAUACGUAUUCCAGAAGAUGUCUGCUGUGGACGAUCAAAGGGUCUGGGUCAUCGAGAGUGGCGUUCCCAGAACGCUGGUGAAGCUGCUGUCCACCACAGACAGCAGCGUGCUGCUUGGAGCCCUCACGGCGCUCACCACCUUGGCUGAAAGUCCAGAGUGUAGAGCUGAGAUCGGCGAGCUUCCCAUUGUGGAGAACCUUGUGGUCAUCCUACAGGACUACGACCUGUCGUCUAAGUGGAUGGCCGCAGAGCUGCUGAGGGUCCUCUCUCCGGUGCCGCGCAUCAGAGAUGAGCUGAGGGAUGCUGAGGCCGUGCCGGUGCUGCUCAGUCUGUUGCACGCGCCCCACCUCAAAUUGCUGUGGAGCGUGGCCUGGGUCCUGGUGCAACUCUGUCAGGACGCCCGUGCCAGGGCGGAGGUGCGCAGCUGGGGGGGCGUGCACACGCUUCUAAGGCUGCUCGGCAGCGAUAGACAGUUUGUCUGCGACCGCUUGCCCAUCGAGAAACUGUCGAGCGCCAACACCAACAGCCACGUCCACAGAGAACAUACACGGGAGGAAAUCGGACCUUGCGAGGUUGCCGGCAACGCUGUGGCCCUGCAGUCAGCCUGCUGCACAGCUCUGACUGAGCUCAGCCUGGAAGACUCGUGUGCUCAUCACAUUGUGCAGGAAAACGGAAUCUAUAUCCUCGCCAAAUUGAUUUUACCACAAAACUCCGGACCCAAGGUGUCAUCUUUGCAGUGUUACGCAUUCCGGGCACUGCGCUUUCUCUUCAGCGUGGAGAGGAACAGACAUCGCUUCAAGAGGCUCUUUCCCACGGACCUUUAUGAAUCAUUUAUUGACGUGGGCCAUUACAUGCGGGACCUGGAGGCCUAUGAGGGUCUUCAAAUCAAAGUGUCACAGUAUUCUGAGGAAGAGUUGGAGAGCCUGCGAGAGAGCAUCAUGGCUGUGGACCACAACCGGCCUGUGCUCCGGCUGAUCAAUGGCUACGCUGUACUGGACCACCUUGGCACUGGUGCCUUUGGGAGCGUAUUGAAGGUCCAGAAGCCGAGCGCUGGGAAUAUGGUGGCCCUGAAAGAGGUCAACCUCCGCAACCCGGCGUUCGGCAAAGACAAGAAGUCGCGAGACGGUAACGUGGAGAAGAUCAUCGCGGAGUUGACCAUCAUCAAAGAACAGAUGGCCCACCCGAACAUCGUUAAGUACUACAAGACCUUCGUGCACGACGACAAGCUGUAUAUUGUGAUGGAACUGAUUGAGGGAGUUCCUCUGCUGGAGCGAUGCAACUCCUUGAAGGAGAAGAAGCAGCGCUUCACUGAGGAACGAAUCUGGAAAAUCUUCAUCCAGAUGUGCCUGGCCCUGCGAUACCUCCACAAGGACAAACGCAUCGUCCACCGCGACCUGACACCCAACAACAUCAUGUUGGGCGACGAGGAGAAAGUCACCAUCACCGACUUUGGCCUAGCCAAACAGAAGCAGGAGAACAGUAAGCUGACCUCGGUGGUGGGCACCAUCUUGUACUCUUGUCCAGAGGUGGUGAAGAACGAACCAUAUGGCGAGAAGGCUGACAUUUGGGCUCUGGGUUGCAUCGUCUAUCAGAUGGCCGCCUUGGAGCCACCAUUUUACAGCAACAACAUGCUGUCGCUGGCCAACAAGAUAGUUGAGGCCAUCUAUGAGCCACUGGAAGAUGGAAUUUACUCUGAAAGGGUGGAGGACAUGAUCACAUGGUGCUUGAGUCCAAACCCAGAGCGGCGUCCUGACAUUGUGGCGGUCGGCUCCCGGAUUGCCGACCUCAUGAUGAGGCACAUGGACGCUUUGUAUGCUUCUCACUAUGCGCUGGAGAAGCGAGCCGAGCGCGACAGGAAACGGGCGCAGAGGUAUUUCCUGGAAGGGUGCCGGAGCGGGAACAGCUGCUGCCGCUCAUUCCCAACUCAGAAACAAGCAUUCUCAACACCUGAACUUGUGCACUUUCCGCCAAGCAACAUGGAAGAGAAUUUCAGUUUAGACGACGCUUCAGAUCGUGAAGAAGCAGAGAAUAAAGACGAGCAAGGGCGACACUACAGGUCAAAAUCUGCUGCCUGCGAUACACCUCAUCUACCUCCAUGUGGGGAGGAUUUAGGGACAGCGAGGGUGAAAGCGAAAUCAGGAAUCUGCGUCUCCCUGAGGAACCUUCGCCAGAUCGAGGAUCCAGUCCACAAGUUGCUGGUGCAACUGCACAAGGUGCUCUAUAUCACUCAGCUUCCUCCAGCAUCACGUCACAACGUCAAGAGGCGGCUUGUAGAAAGAUUCAAAAAGUCGCUGUUCCAGUUUGGCAGUGACCCGCACAACCUGAAGACGGAGCUCAGCAAGCUGGUCCAGGCGUCAUGUGAUUUAAUGGAGUCUGGUUCCAGCAGUCCAGACUGGUGGCCGGUGGUGCUUCCCUCCACCGGAGACGCUGAUGAAGACUCAGGUGACAUUCUGAGGGAAGGAGUCACAUAUGAGCAGAUGCAGGCCGUGGUAGAGGAACUGCUGGAUGAGAGUGGCUACUACCGAGAUGAGAUUGGCAGGUGCGCUUCACCCUGGCGUCGAGUUGCUUUCUGUGUGGGCAGCGAGGAGGCAAAGAAGAAAAGCGAGCGCCGUCCGUAUUCGUCCUCUUGAGUCACAAACGCAGAUCUACCAUUUGAACUUAUUUAAUGAGCUCUUGAGGUCUUUCUUUGCACCAA
Messenger RNA from Hippocampus comes (tiger tail seahorse), 3446 nucleotides. RefSeq names its product NIMA-related kinase 10 (gene nek10). The record is from RefSeq and is a predicted model, not a curated record. The transcript is spliced from 36 exons. NCBI's taxonomy places the organism in Eukaryota, Metazoa, Chordata, Actinopteri, Syngnathiformes, Syngnathidae. Gene Ontology annotation, biological process: protein phosphorylation; regulation of cell cycle G2/M phase transition; positive regulation of MAP kinase activity. Gene Ontology annotation, molecular function: ATP binding; protein serine/threonine kinase activity; protein binding. Bases 184 to 3381 code for a protein of 1065 amino acids.